CCCCUGCCCUCUCUGCUGCUCUACGGCACUGGUGGUUGUGAGCCAUGCGUUGUUUGUCCCUGUCCGUCAUUCUCCUGGGCACCGACAUGACGUGCCCUGUGUCGGCUUUCGUGCACCCUUUCGCGGGCAGGACCAUGGACGGCCUCGAAUCACCACGCGGGCCUUCGAGCACCGGAUACAGGGCGCAGCGCCUGGCCGCCUACAGCAGUAGCCCCCCUUGCAGCAAAGGGAGCAUCACCGCGCGACACCGAUCCGUGGGGAGGACGGCGAGGACAACGACGAUGGGCUUCAAGAGCCCCGUGGACGUCCUGAAGCAGGGGAUUGCCAAGAUCGGGGCGGGGCCCUACGACAAGGACGCGGUGGUCAAGGUCGUCGACGGUUACACAUCCGGAAGCAACAAGGUCGUCGUUUUCUCGUGGACAAGGUGCCCGUUUUGCAAGAAAGCCAAAGGGUUGAUUGAGGAUUUGCUGGCAGACCCGGCUGAUUACGAGUUUGUGGAGCUGGACGAUAGGCAAGAUGGCAGCGCUAUCCGAUACGAGUUGAGCCAGAAGACAGGGAGGACGAGUGUGCCGCAGAUUUGGAUCGGCGGGGAGUUCGUCGGCGGCUGCAACGACGGCCCAGGCGUCUUCACCCUGAUGGACAAGGGCGAGCUGGUACCCAUGCUGGAAUCGGCUGGCUGCGCUUUGAAGAAAUGAUGACAAUCACACCGUGGUUGAAUUAAGUGCCUUGUAGAAGCAGCGGCCAAUACGAAAAAAAAAAAAACAGCGAUGUUUCACGAAAUCAAGUACAUGCACGUCAGGGAGUUCUUGAACGACUUCUAGAGGAAUACGUAGCGUUUUUUUCGUGUAAGAGGGCGGGGUGGACUGUUUGUUUUUGCCCUGCCAUCGUCCUGGAUCCUACCGCACAUUCCUUGGGGGUUUGAAGCGCAGGACUAUCUCAACGAAGACCUGUUCCCAAGCCGACAACCGGCGGUGUGAGGGGUGCUGUCUGCACAGGUUAGGAAGCGAUCUCGCCGCGCUGGGAGUAAUCGUGGUCUUGUUUUUUAUUGUGCGAGCUGUGCUCCUCUACUAUGAUUGUUGUAGGCAACUUCGGGGGGUGCCGUGGCAAUGUUUCUUGCUCUCGGGGUGCUGUUGGCGUGUCUCCCGUACCUCGUCACAGGAACUUAUACCCUAGGUGGGAUAUCGUGAGCAAUAUCCUUGGUGCUUGGCUUUUUUCUGGCGACCCCCUAGACCCCAAUUUUUGAGGAACCUACUUGUAGUAAGCUGCGUCUGUAGAGGUGCAUUUCUACAGGGGUUGGAGCCUCUCUCGCGUGUUGAGCAGCGUGCAUCAUGUCCCACGGACAGUGGUGAUUGCCAUUUCAGUGUGAAUCAGCUCCCACAUGAAUGACAUUAACGAUUAGACCAUCGUAUUGGUCCGUUCGCAUUGGUUGCUGAAAAUCUUCGUCUAAACUGAGAACUUACCAGGUUGAACAAUGUGGCGUUUGUAAUCAAUAUGAUUCUUGCGUUGAAAGGACCCGCAAAGAGUUACCUCAAGCGGGAUUUCGUGAUCAUCACGAGGCAUCUAUACAACGCCUGGCACGUUGAUAGACGGGGCUGUCGAACGAAGACGUGACGGAGGUCAAAGCAGCAGUCGUCGAGGGGGUGUGGGGGCAUGUCAACCGGUCGAUCCAUCAGUUGGGCGCCGCCGUGGUUUGCGAUGGCGAGUCUCCACCGAUAAAGUGAACUGCGUUGACCAGUUAUAUUUACCAGUAACAUCGCUUCCGUUUUGAAGAAUGGCACCCUGCGCCAGUUGGUUGAUGGUACAACUGCGGCAAAAGCAUCGCUAGAAAGAUUAG
This is a messenger RNA of Ectocarpus sp. CCAP 1310/34, 1834 nucleotides long. The record is from the annotation of a GenBank genome assembly. Lineage: Eukaryota; Phaeophyceae; Ectocarpales; Ectocarpaceae.